AUGGGUAGAAGGAGGAGAGGGGAUGAUGAAGAAAAAGAAAAACCCUGCCUCAAGGAGCACCAAAUUGAAGAAAUUGCAGAAAGACAGUCGUCCCGAUCCCGUAAAGGGAUCGAGACUGCGGUCGGUAGACCCCCGGCGCCUUCAGCCCCGGCGCCCUCAGCCCCGGCACCUCCAGCCCAGGUGCCCCCAGCCCCAGCGCCCCCACAGCUUCAGGCACCGGGGCAAUGGGACCGCCUCCGGGACCGGCCCAGGGAACUCGACGCCGCCGAGGGGCCGCAGUGGACCCGCCGGAUAUUUUUCCCCUCCGAUCUUAUGGGGCACCAGAGCAGCCAACCGCUGUUUGCUUUUGAAUGGAAAGAUCCCUCCACAGGAACUACUGGACAAUUGACCUGGACUCGUUUGCCACAAGGAUUUAAGAACUCGCCCACCCUCUUCGACGAGGCUCUACAUCAAGACUUGGCUUUCUACCGAGCUUCUAACCCACAGGUAACUUUGUUACAAUAUGUUGAUGACUUAUUGAUUGCCACCCCUACUCAGAGAACCUGCCAAAAGGCCACUGGAGCCCUUUUGGCUGAGCUUGCCAAACUGGGGUACAGGGUAUCCGCUAAGAAGGCACAGAUCUGCCAACAACAAGUGACUUAUUUGGGAUACUCCCUAAGAAAUGGGAAAAGGUGGCUUACUGAAGCCCGAAAGCAGACUGUGACGCAGAUUCCGGUUCCCACUACUGCACGCCAGGUUCGCGAGUUUCUGGGGACAGCAGGGUUUUGUAGACUAUGGAUACCCGGAUAUGCUUCUUUGGCUGCCCCUCUGUAUCCCCUCACUAAAGGAGCAGCCCCGUUUGUUUGGGGAUCUGAACAACAACAGGCCUUUGAUGAUAUCAAAAAGGCCCUCCUCUCGGCACCCGCUCUGGCAUUGCCAGACAUAACUAAGCCAUUUAUCCUUUUCGUGGAUGAACGGAACGGAGUAGCUCGAGGAGUAUUGACCCAACAAUGAGGACCUUGGAAGAGACCUGUCGCCUAUUUGUCUAAAAAAUUAGACCCCGUGAGUAGUGGAUGGCCCACUUGUUUGAGAGUAGUGGCAGCUGUGGCCCUCUUAGUUAAAGAUUCUGACAAGCUAACGCUGGGACAAAAACUCACUGUGGUUGCUCCUCAUGCGCUGGAAAGCAUAAUUCGACAACCACCCGAAAGAUGGAUGUCAAAUGCCAGAAUGACUCACUAUCAAACCUUACUCCUGAAUCGUGAUCGUGUGGAAUUUGCCCCGCCUGCCAUCCUAAACCCGGCUACUCUGCUCCCCAAUGUGGGAAAAGAAGUGCUUCAUACCUGCCAGGAAAUCCUGGCUGAGGAGACGGGGACCCGUCGGGACUUACGAGAUCAGCCCUUAGAAGGGCCGGGGCUCCUGACCUGGUACACAGACAGGAGCAGUUACAUCAUGGGAGGUAAGAGGAUGGCAGGAGCUGCAGUAGUAGAUGAUGACCGAAUUGUGUGGGCCAGCGGACUCCCAACGGGCACUUCUGCGCAGCGAGCAGAACUCGUCGCCCUGACUCAGGCUUUAAAGAUGGCAGAAGGUAAGAGACUUAAUGUCUAUACUGACAGCCAUUACGCUUUUGCCACUGCUCAUAUACACGGGGCUAUAUAUAGACAGAGAGGGCUGCUGACUUCUGCCGGGAAAGAUGUUAAGAAUAAACAAGAAAUCUUAGAUCUGUUAGAAGCCAUCCAUAGACCUAGAGAAGUAGCAAUAAUACAUUGUCCUGGGCAUCAAAAAAGUGACUCUCCAAUAGCUCAAGGAAAUAGGAGGGCGGACCAAGCCGCAAAACAAGCAGCCCAGGGAACGAACAUCUUACCCCUCCAGGUGUACCCGGAAGCCACAUGUAGUAAGAACUUUCAGUAUACCCCCGAGGAUCUUGCUCGGAUGGACAAGUUGGGGAUCCAAAAAUCCCCACCCCUUGGAAUGUAUAAGUCAGAAGAUGGGAAAAUUAUCCUGCCCCAGAAAAAGGCAGGAGAAUACUUAAGGCAAUUACAUCAGUUGACACAUUUGGGGGCCAAUAAUCUAAAAACCCUGGUUCGAGAUUCCCCUUAUCAUGUCAUCGGUUUGGGAAAAUUGGCAGACGAGGUUGUAAGAAAUUGUGUUCCUUGCCAAUUAGUAAAUGUGAACAAACAUCAAGUAAUAUGCGGAAAGAGGCUUCGAGGAGAUCGGCCAGGAGCCUACUGGGAAGUUGACUUCACUGAAAUUAAGCCUGCUAAGUAUGGAUAUAAAUACCUCCUAGUUUUCCUAGACACCUUUUCAGGAUGGACAGAGGCGUUCCCCACCAAAACUGAGACAGCUCAGAUGGUGUCCAAGAAGAUCCUUGAAGAAAUAUUUCCCAGGUUCGGGAUCCCAAAGGUAAUCGGCUCUGACAACGGUCCUGCCUUUGUUGCCCAGGUAAGUCAGGGAUUGGCCAAGAUCCUGGGGACAGAUUGGAAAUUGCACUGUGCAUAUAGACCCCAGAGCUCAGGACAGGUAGAAAGGAUGAAUAGAACUCUAAAAGAGACCCUGACUAAAUUAUCCAUAGAGACUGGUUUAUGUGAUUGGAUGAUUGUGUCACUGAUGAUUCUGAUGGCCCAGUUACUCCCCACUCUUCAGGACCCCAACCCCCACGAACCUAGACCACUGACAUGGCAGGUCUGUUCCCAAACUGGGGAGACAGUAUGGUCCAUUUCUAAGGUUGCUCCUCUUAAAACCUGGUGGCCAUCCCUGCACCCUGAUGUUUGCGCCUUAGUCGCUGGAAUAGGAGGAUGGGAUAUACCCGAGCUUAGCUGGAAGCAGGCAAACAGGGUCAGACCCACGACUUCGGCGUAUUACGUCGGAGGAAAACAAGCACAGAGCCAGAGUGGCUUUUGGAGCUUUGGGUGCAAAAAUCCGGCCGCACGCCAGCAGAUAAAGACCACUACUUUCUAUGUCUGCCCCCGUGACGGACGGACCUACCAACAAACCCAACAAUGUGGGGACUUGCAAUCUUUUUAUUGUAACUCUUGGGGUUGUGAGACUACGGGUAACGUUUAUUGGAAUCCUGUGUCUGACUGGGACCUCCUUAAAGUAGCCCAGAACCGCACAUCCCCCGACUGUGAAUGGACAGGACUAUGCAUCCCCUUAAAUAUCACAUUCAGUGAUAAGGGACGCCAGUACGAUGGGGGAUCACUGGACGACAGUGGGGACUUAGAUAUUAUAAAUCUGGAUAUGAUAAGGGCCUCGUAUUUACUGUCAGACUCAAAGUUGAGACCCUUCCAGCUGCCCCAAUAG
This is a messenger RNA of Manis pentadactyla (Chinese pangolin), 3276 nucleotides long. RefSeq lists its product as uncharacterized. The transcript is spliced from 5 exons. The record is from RefSeq and is a predicted model, not a curated record. Gene Ontology annotation, biological process: DNA integration. NCBI's taxonomy places the organism in Eukaryota, Metazoa, Chordata, Mammalia, Pholidota, Manidae. Gene Ontology annotation, molecular function: nucleic acid binding; RNA-DNA hybrid ribonuclease activity.